Messenger RNA from Salvia miltiorrhiza (redroot sage), 1564 nucleotides. RefSeq lists its product as uncharacterized. The transcript has 3 exons. The record is from RefSeq and is a predicted model, not a curated record. Lineage: Eukaryota; Viridiplantae; Streptophyta; Magnoliopsida; Lamiales; Lamiaceae. The coding region runs from base 951 to 1313 and encodes 120 amino acids.
AUUAUGGAUUCAUGAAUGCCGCUAGCUUUCAAUCAUUAUUUAAUGUUUAUCAAUUUUGCUUUUCCGUAUACAUGUUUUGAUCUGUUCCAUAAUUUAGGUUUAUAGUUCCAUAUAUGGAGCUGUUUUCUUUGAUUACCGUGUUACGUAUUUCUAGUUUCUGCGUAAAUUCUCCAAGUCGAAGUAAGGGAAAAUUUAAUGAGUUUGACAAUGAGAACUUCUUUAGUGCGGUUGUACUUAGAUAGGACUAAGAAACUUUUCUGCUUGUGUUCCAUUUGAUGUAGAAAUCUGGCUCUGAAAUAUGUAUACUAUGAGGCUUCACUUUGAGGUUUUGAUACUGGGAGAAAAGGGAAUGCUAUAUUUGAGUGAAUUUGAGUUUCACUUGUUUUUUUCUGGAAUGAAGUUGUUCAACUGGCAUCGGGUUUUCUGAGGCGAGGUGAAAUAAAGGAGGACGCAGUCGUGUUUGAGUAAUUACAGGGGGAGUAUAGUUUGCCUCCAACGUAGAUUGGAAAUCGAGAAAUUUAGCUAAUUGUUAAGUAGAACUAUUGAAUAUAUUGUGGGAUUGGUCAAUUCAAGAUUAGGAGGCAAUGAGCUGUCAAGUUCAGAUAAUUUGAGACUGACGAACCUUGGUGAUGCCUUAAGUCGUUGCUUGUAAUUAUCAUACUUUUGUUGCAGCCAUAGUAGACUUUUACCUCCCCUAUCAAUAUAGGCAUCAGUUGGUUUGCAUCGAAAAAUACAUAAAAUGGAACUGGUUGACGAAGUGCAUUCUAUUUUUCCUUUAGAGUAUAGAUUUAUGUGGAUUUAUACAUAUGGAAGAGUAAGGGACAAUUAGUAUCUGGAGCACAAGUCUUUGAUCAUAUCCCAAGUCUUUGGUCAGCAUGCUGCCGUGACUGUUUUGGCUUACGCCUGAAUGUUUAAGUGAUAGACGAAAUGUUAGCUGGAGUGGUGAUAAAAUGGUUAUUUGGACUGAGUCUAAAAAGAUUCGAAAACCCAAAGCCUGGAAGCAUUCAGAGCCAAUAACAAGAGCACAACUGACGCAGAUGCGUGAGGAGUUCUGGGACACUGCUCCACACUAUGGUGGUCGUAAAGAAAUUUGGGAUGCACUCCGAGCAGCAGCGGAAGCCGAUUCCACCCUUGCACAAGCAAUCGUGGACAGCGCAGGUGUCAUUGUUCAGAACCCCGACUUAACAAUCUGCUAUGAUGAGAGAGGUUUGCUCUUGAUUUGGUCCUCCAAUAAAUCAGAUCUUGUUAAAUCAGAAGUCAUGAUUUUGAUGUUACUGCAGGUGCCAAGUAUGAGCUGCCCAAGUAUGUUCUGAGUGAGCCUACAAAUCUGAUCCAUGGCAGCUGAGAACCUUUGCUAAGACUGUAUAUUUUGUAAAUUGGUUUCUUUGUCCUUUUAUUUCAACCUUUUUUUUCUCUCAUUUUUGUUGAAUAGUAUGAAGCUAUUUGGAGUUAUACUUUGAUUUAACAACAGCAUCUAAUAUUGUGUAAACAUGAUAGAGAUAUCUGUUUGAAACCUGUAUCAUAGUAAAUGAAUGCAGUUCCAAAUUGCAGUUUCAAAUGAUUA